This is a messenger RNA of Budorcas taxicolor (takin), 2445 nucleotides long. Its product is annotated as protocadherin gamma-A7-like. The record is from RefSeq and is a predicted model, not a curated record. Bases 1 to 2445 code for a protein of 814 amino acids. NCBI's taxonomy places the organism in Eukaryota, Metazoa, Chordata, Mammalia, Artiodactyla, Bovidae. Gene Ontology annotation, molecular function: calcium ion binding. Gene Ontology annotation, biological process: homophilic cell-cell adhesion. Gene Ontology annotation, cellular component: plasma membrane. The transcript has a single exon.
AUGGCGGCUCGGCAGAGGGGCGGGGACUACAGAGCAUUCAUCCUGCUCUCCAUCCUCCUGGGGACCCAGAGCGAAGUCUGGGCAGGACAGAUUCUCUACUCCGUGCCGGAGGAGACAGAGACAGGGUCUUUUGUCGGUGAUAUCGCCAAGGAUCUGGGACUGGAGCCCAAGGACCUGGCGGAGCGCGGGGUCCGCAUCGUCUCCAGAGGUAGGACGCAGCUCUUCUCUCUGAAUCCGCGAAGCGGCAGCUUGGUCACCGCGGGCAGGAUAGAUCGCGAGGAGCUCUGCGCCCAGAGCGCGCGGUGUCUGGUGAACUUUAACAUCCUGGUGGAAGAUAAAAUGAAUCUUUAUCGUAUAGAAGUGGAAAUAAUGGAUAUUAAUGACAACGCUCCUAAAUUCCUGACGGAAGAAAUGAAUGUGAAAAUAAUGGAGAAUACAGCUCCUGGGGUGCGAUUUCCUUUAAAUGAGGCUAGGGAUCCGGAUGUGGGCACGAACUCUCUCCAGAGCUACCACCUCAGCCCCAAUCGCCACUUCUCCCUGGUUGUGCACACCGGAGAGGAUGGAACUAAAUAUCCGGAAUUAGUGCUGGAGCAGGUACUGGACCGGGAAGAAGUGGCAACUCACCACCUCCUCCUCACCGCCUCUGAUGGCGGUGACCCACCACGAUCCGGAACCGCUCGUGUCCAAGUAACAGCGGUGGACGUGAAUGAUCAUGCGCCAGUCUUCUCUUUGCCCCAGUACCAAGUAACUGUGCCUGAGAACGUGCCAGUGGGCACAAGACUGCUGACGAUAAAUGCUGUAGAUCUGGAUGAGGGAGUGAACGGGGAAGUGACGUACUCUUUUCCGAAAAUUACUCCAAAAAUUCUACAGAUAUUCCAGCUGAACUCUCACACAGGAGAAUUAUCAACUCUAGAUGGCCUAGAUUAUGAAGAAUCUGGCUACUAUGAAAUGGAAGUUCAAGCUCAGGAUGGUCCUGGUAGUAUGACAAGGGCUAAAGUACUGAUCACAGUUUUAGAUGUGAAUGACAAUGCCCCAGAAGUGACUGUAACAUCUGUAAGCAGCUCAAUCCCCGAAGACACUCCUCCUGGAACAGUAGUAGCGCUUUUCUACCUUCAAGACCGAGAUUCUGGGAAGAAUGGCCAAGUGACCUGCACUAUUUCAGAAGAUCUGCCUUUUAAAUUAGAAAGAUCUAUAGACAACUAUUACAGAUUGGUGACAGCAGAGAACCUAGACCGGGAAAAAUUCUCUGCGUAUAACAUCACACUGAAAGCCACAGAUGGUGGAAGCCCACCCUUGUCCACGACAACUCACAUCUCCAUGAGCGUGGCAGACACCAACGACAACCCACCUGCCUUCCUGCACUCCUCGUACUCUGUCUAUGUGCCUGAGAAUAACCCCAGAGGCACCUCCAUCUUCUCCGUGACUGCACAUGACCCUGACAGCAACGAGAACGCCCGUGUCACAUACUCCCUAUUUGAAGAUACUCUCCAGGGGCCAUCUGUGUCCUCCUACGUCUCCAUCAACUCAGAUACUGGUGUCCUCUAUGCACUGCACUCCUUCGACUAUGAGCAGUUCCGUGACCUGCAGUUGACAGUGACUGCAAGUGACAGUGGGGACCCACCACUCAGCAGCAAUGUGUCUCUGAGCAUAUUUGUGCUGGACCAGAAUGACAACACACCUGAGAUUCUAUACCCUGCUCCCCCCACUGACGGUUCUACCGGUGUGGAGCUGGCACCCUGCUCUGCAGAGCCAGGCUACCUAGUCACCAAGGUGGUGGCAGUGGACAGAGACUCAGGACAGAACGCCUGGCUGUCCUACCACCUGCUCAAGGCCAGUGAGCCAGGGCUGUUUGUGUUGGGACUGCACACGGGCGAGGUGCGCACAGCGCGGGCCCUGCUGGACAGAGACGCGCUCAAGCAGAGCCUGGUGGUGGCCGUCCAGGAUCAUGGGCAGCCUCCUCUCUCAGCCACCGUCACACUCACGGUGGCUGUGGCCGACAGCAUCCCAGAUGUCCUGGCGGACCUGGGCAGCCUGGAGGUCCCGCACGACUCUGACGCUUCAGGCCUCACGCUGUACCUGGUGGUGGCUGUGGCUGCGGUGUCCUGCGUCUUCCUCGCCUUUGUCAUCGUGCUACUGGCGCUCAGACUGCGGCGUUGGCACAGAUCUCACAUGCUGCAAGCUUCGGGAGGUGUCCCCAUAAGUGUACCGGCGUCUCAGUUUGUGGGCAUGGAUGGGGUGCGGGCUUUCCUGCAGACCUAUUCGCAUGAGGUCUCGCUCACCGCAGACUCUCGGAGGAGUCACGUGAUCUUCCCACAACCCAACUAUGCAGACACACUCAUCAGCCAGGAGAGCUAUGAGAAAAAGGAUCCCUUGUUAACAUCCAUAGAUUUUCGUGAAUGUAAGGAUGAAGCCCAAAGUAUUCAGGUGAGUUCAGUCAUUCAUUGA